This is a messenger RNA of Pseudoliparis swirei, 2895 nucleotides long. RefSeq names its product septin 10 (gene septin10). The record is from RefSeq and is a predicted model, not a curated record. Gene Ontology annotation, biological process: cytoskeleton-dependent cytokinesis. Gene Ontology annotation, cellular component: microtubule cytoskeleton; septin ring; cell division site. The transcript has 10 exons. Lineage: Eukaryota; Metazoa; Chordata; Actinopteri; Perciformes; Liparidae. The coding region runs from base 275 to 1558 and encodes 427 amino acids. Gene Ontology annotation, molecular function: GTP binding; molecular adaptor activity; GTPase activity.
CUCCCAGUUGUUGCCUAUUUUAAUCUUCAUUAAAUUUGAAUAAUUGAAUUUCCGUCACAAUUUGGCGAAAUUUACAGAAUUAUAGCUUUAAAAAUAGUUUACAAACCAUAGACCUCCGUACUAUUUAAUUUUUGAGUGGUCUCGCCUGCCCAGUUGUCGACGGUAGACGCAGUAAGGCGUUUUGAAAGAAGUUUCUGAAAAAAGAAGUGGUCUUUAGUUAGUUUUGUUGUAUUACUUCUUAAACUAUCUGGGUUGUUAACUGCUGGCCAUAACUAUGGCUUCCUCUGAUGUUGCUCGGCAGCCGUAUAAAGGUGUCCGACCCCUGUCCCUGGUAGGCCAUGUGGGCUUUGACAGCCUCCCUGAUCAGCUUGUCAACAAGUCCAUCUGUCAGGGCUUCUGCUUCAAUAUUCUCUGCAUCGGUGAAACUGGUAUCGGGAAGUCUACUCUGAUGGACACUCUUUUCAACACUAACUUUGAGAACUUCGUGUCAUCACACUUUGAGCCUCAAGUGAAGCUGCGGGCUCAAACCUAUGACCUACAGGAGAGUAAUGUCCGACUGCGCCUUACCGUGGUCAACACUGUGGGCUUCGGAGACCAAAUGAACAAACAACAAAGCUAUCAGCCAGUAGUGGACUACAUCGACAGGCAGUUUGAGAGUUUUCUACAGGAAGAGCUCAAAAUCAAACGCUCUCUUCACAACUACCAUGACUCACGAGUGCACGUCUGCCUCUAUUUCAUCUCCCCCUCGGGUCAUUCACUCAAAUCCCUGGACCUGGUCACAAUGAAGAAGCUAGACAGCAAGGUGAACAUCAUCCCAGUGAUCGCCAAGGCUGACACCAUCAGUAAGAGCGAGCUGCACAAGUUCAAGAUUAAAAUCAUGAGCGAGCUGGUCAGCAACGGCGUGCAAAUAUAUCAGUUCCCCCUGGAUGAUGAGACUGUCGCCAAGGUCAACACCACGAUGAAUGGUCAUUUGCCAUUUGCUGUGGUAGGCAGCACCGAGGAAGUCUCUGUUGGAAAUAAGAUGGUGAAGGCUCGUCAGUAUCCCUGGGGUGUCGUUCAAGUGGAGAACGAGAGUCACUGUGACUUUGUGAAGCUGAGGGAGAUGUUGAUCUGUAUAAACAUGGAGGACCUGAGAGAGCAGACCCACACUCGCCACUAUGAGCUCUACAGACGCUGCAAACUGGAGGAACUGGGAUUCAAGGACACCAACCCCGAGUGCAAACCCGUCAGCUUGCAGCAGACUUAUGAGGCCAAGCGUCAGGAGUUCCUGGUGGAGCUGCAGAAGAGAGAGGACGAGAUGAGGCAGAUGUUUGUGCAGAGGGUCAAGGAGAAGGAGUCUGAGCUGAAGGAGGCGGAGAGAGAUCUGCAAAGUCGCUUUGAGCAGCUGAAGCGCCUCCAUGCAGAUGAGAAAUCAGCUCUGGAGGAAAAGAAGAGACUCCUGGACGAGGACCAGAGUUCCUUCGGCAAGAGGAGAGCCGCCGCCCAGCUGCUGCAGGCCCAGAGCCUCACCGCCAACGGCAAGAAGGACAAAGACCGCAAGAAUUCUGGCUACAUGUGAAGAUGAUUGGAUCUAAAGAACACUCCAGUAUGACCAGUUUAACCAGUGACAUUGUGGCCUUAUCCUUUCCAUUCCUUUGUGGUCUCAAACACUAACCAUAAAAAACCCACACAAAUCAGCGGUGUGUGAGUUUGUGCCAAAGUUUAAUGUCUGUACCGUUUGUGUCUGUGUGUACACACCUUCCUCCAUGAUAUUUUUAAUCUUCUUUGUGGUUUUAUACCUCUGUAAUAUUUUAUAUUUAUCCUUUCAUUUUUAUACCAAACCUGUAUUUUCAGUCUACUUCCCUGUUUUUUUUGUUCUCAAUUUGCCCAGACUGAGGAACACGGAUCAAAUAAUUUCAAUAUGUAAAACACUAUAUUGAAGGGACAUCUUCACUCGCAUUUAAUCUUUCUGCCAUAUGUCUAUAGUGUAUAAUAAUGGCACACUUAAUGUGCUGUAAUGCAGCCGUAAGACUUUAAUAGUAAGAACACAACAUCUGUGCUAUGCUUGUAGUUAAUUAUUAAGCCCCUUUCAGAUGUGCGCUUCAUGAGGAAAUUCACAUUUUGGUCUCAUUAAUAAAACCUCAGAGAUAAACAAUCGUUUUAUUCUUUUUUCAACGCUGCUGUUUCCCAGUAGUGGGGAGGAAUAUAAUGUGAGCGCUGCCGCUCUGUGUAAAAGUCCCGUCAUAUUUAAACGUCAUUCCAGAAUAAAUACUCCAUGGAGACCUUAUUUAACGGAUGUGCAGAUAAAUCCAGCAAUGUAACAACUCAUGUCUGAAAAGGGCUUAUUGAUUGUUCUGGAGGCCAAUCUAGUGCUUAAACAGUCAUAGUCAUUUUCACAGAGCAUUAUAAUUCUCUAUCCUUUUCUGUAUUGUUUCUGAUUUCUUUUUAAACCCCAACUUGAUGCUAAAAACUUUAACUAUGAGUACGCCAGCUUUACAAAAACCUGCAGGAGGAACACUAAGUCUCCUGUUGCGGUUCCAAAGGGACUUUUCUUGUCAAGUUUUCUAGUAGGUUGGGGCUGACGCUCGGUUUUGGAUGAAGCACAUGUAACAGCAUAUAUUUAUAUAUAUAUAUAUUGUUUAUUUCUUUUUUUCUCUGUAUCCCUAAUUUUCCUAACUGACAAGUCAGUAAAGUGUUGUGUGAUUUAUAAAUUAGCAUUUACUUCCACUUUAUAUUUUACACGAGUGCUUAAUGUGUGUCGGUGCCUUACCUGUGUGACGCUUACUUAGAAAUACACGUGGAAUAAAGCUUGCCAAAGUCACAUUUGUAAUACACUUGUAUUUAAGGAAUUAACAGUGUUAUUUGGGAGCUUUUUUUUCUCCUUUCUUAAUAAAUCUUUGUAUUUUUGUCAUGAUA